This is a messenger RNA of Colletotrichum navitas, 522 nucleotides long. RefSeq lists its product as uncharacterized. NCBI's taxonomy places the organism in Eukaryota, Fungi, Ascomycota, Sordariomycetes, Glomerellales, Glomerellaceae. Bases 125 to 490 code for a protein of 121 amino acids. The record is from RefSeq and is a predicted model, not a curated record. The transcript has a single exon.
CCUCUCUCUCCUCUGAUGCGCGAGUGUCUGCCUGUCACUGAUGAGGAAUCAUGGCUUCCCGUCCUGUAGAUCCGAUGCAACGUAAAAGGCGAAUGUGUUUGAAUAUUGAUCGACAUAUGCAUUCAUGCCCCCCAAUCCCAGUCCUGUCUCUCUCUCUCACUCUCUCUCUCUCACUCUCUCACUCUCUCUCACUCUCUCUCUCUCUCUCACUCUCUCUCUCUCUCACUCUCUCUUCCUGCGACGGAGGAGCUUCCAUGGGGUAUCAACCCAUACCCCCACCCACGCAUCAUCAUCAUCAUCAUCAUCAUCAUGGGCAUGGACAUGGACAUGGAGCACCAAGAUGACAGGUAGGAAAUCCCUUGAGCGUCAUAAUCGACUAGGAAGGCAGAUCAUGCUAUACGUAGUACCUCGCUCUCUCCCUCCGGUCGUGUCUACCUCCCUGCGAUGUCGAUCUUGCGACCUCUCAGGGCCACCGAGCGAAAUUGAGUGAUCUUGACGGAGACCAGCAUGACAGCUCGACAA